Aspergillus wentii DTO 134E9 is the source of this 389-nucleotide messenger RNA. RefSeq lists its product as uncharacterized. The transcript is spliced from 2 exons. The record is from RefSeq and is a predicted model, not a curated record. Bases 71 to 283 code for a protein of 70 amino acids. Lineage: Eukaryota; Fungi; Ascomycota; Eurotiomycetes; Eurotiales; Aspergillaceae.
GGUAGUAGGGCAUGCUGGCUUAACGGGAGCGUCAUUGUCUCGCCGGCUAAGUUGCACCUCAAGCCUGGGCAUGCUUUUCCUGAAUCUACUUAAGAGGGAAAAGUUCCCCUUCCUUUUUCUGCCAGUGUUGACUAGCCUCCAUUCACUUGAUUUACCUCUUCAAAAAUUCUCUCAUAGAAUUUCUCUCUUCUUCUUUCCCCUUCUACUAUUAACACACACAACACACACGUCUUUUUCUUCACACAUUCUUCAUUCUUCUCAACCAUUGCCUCUCUACACUUGACAGACCAAAGACAUAAGAUCUACAGUCACCAUGCCUAAGGUUUAUCACCGAAAUCUUCUUCGACUGCGACAACACUCUCGUCCUCUCGGAAGAAUUGGCCUUUGAG